AUGGCGGGCACUUUUAGCUCCACAGACAAUACUACCAUGGGAUCCAUCCCCUGGGCAGAGGUAUUCUCUCGCCACGAAUUCCUUCUGUCUUCCCAUCUGGAAAUGCUGGGCGCGGUAAAGAACCAGCUCCCACACGACGGCGAAGCGUCGCGGACCGUGGCGUCGAUGGUCAGCAAGACAAUCCAAUCCAUGAAUCAGUUCAAGAUCGUCCGCAAACAAAUGAUGCAUAACAGGCGACACCCGUGCUUCAAAGCGCAGUCGCAGCAUAAUAGCUCACCCAAAUCCUCCUCAGCAAUACCCUCCUCAGCAAUACCCUCCUCAACCAAAACUCCCCGAAUACACCCAACGCUCCACCUCCCCGAGACCGAAGACAUCUCGCAAGAGGUACAACGACGGCUACGCAUACAAGAAGAACGCCGCCGCAAAAAAGAGAGCGGUCGGUCAGAUAAGCGCAAGCGUGAGAGCAUGGGGUCGAAUGAAAACGCAUCACCUGGCACGGCGCACCAGAGGAAACGUAAAAAGGUAGGAAAGGAUAGUGUCUCUCUCAAAAAGGAAAGCGCCAGCAGCAGCCAGCGGAAGAGGUACUUGGACGGUCCAUCAAGCUUGGACGCGGCGAAGACAAAGAAGUCUAAAAAUCCGCGGGACUGA
Molecule: messenger RNA, 648 nt
Organism: Penicillium chermesinum
Lineage: Eukaryota; Fungi; Ascomycota; Eurotiomycetes; Eurotiales; Aspergillaceae
Exons: 4
Coding region: 1-648 (215 amino acids)
Source: RefSeq, a predicted model, not a curated record